Molecule: messenger RNA, 612 nt
Organism: Rhagoletis zephyria (snowberry fruit fly)
Lineage: Eukaryota; Metazoa; Arthropoda; Insecta; Diptera; Tephritidae
Product: DNA-binding protein D-ETS-3-like
Source: RefSeq, a predicted model, not a curated record
AGUUACGAUUCGGACGUGAGCGCGUGAUUUCAUAUGUCAGUCACAGUGCUUUUUUAUUGCACACAAGUGUAUGCGUUUGAAUGCAUUUCGAAUUUUUGCUGAAGCCUCGCAUCCGAUUUGCACUUUUCAAUGCUCGCCGAUUUUGCACGGCUUAUUUGAAUCGUAAGUGUUUAUUUACGGUAAUAAACUUUCAAUUAAGCGAAUUCGUGUGUGUUACUUAAAGGAAACAUUUAUUAAAAAACUGCGUAUACAGUAAACUUUUGUGUACGCAGAGUGUACUGAUUUCUAUUAACUGCAAGCACUUUGCAAACUUGUAAGUGCAUUUGCGCAGUUUGGCCGUCGGCGGCUUGUUAGAUAAGGCAAAAAUUGCCGCCGCCAAUUCGCGCUACGGUGCCAUGAUGCUUGACAUUAAAACCUCUGCUGAUUAUUUGUCACGUUCGACGGGAAGUUUUAGCAAUUUUUCAAUGUUAUUCGCAGAUUCUUCGUACAAAUCCUCUUGGGGUUCACACAGCUCUUCGCAAUCGCAGGGCUAUGGCUCGAAUGCGUUAAGCAGCGUGGGCGUGAGUGUUGGAAAGUCAUCGCUCGAUCCGCACUCACAUCUCAGACAGCCAG